CACUCUCCUUUACUUGACUUAACUGUGUGGCUCCGGCAGUUUCUCUUCAUGCAGAGAGAUUUCUUUUUAUGUUGUUUCUCUGUGGACUGAAGCUGUAACCAUGUUUGUGUGUCUCUGCUAAGGAGCAGCCGGCUGCAGCCUAGCUGAAGAUGUCUGAUAAUGGGGAGGUCGAGGACAAGCCCCCAGCUCCGCCCAUGAGGAACACCAGCACCAUGAUUGGAUCCUGCAACAAGGACCCUGCCCCCCUCAACCACGGCUCCAAGCCCCUUCCACCAAACCCAGAGGACAAGAAGAAGAAAGACCGCUCGAUCCGAUUCAUCCUGACCGGAGGAGGCGAUAAGACCUAUAAGAAGAAGGAGCGUCCAGAAAUCUCUCUGCCAUCUGACUUUGAACACACCAUCCAUGUCGGCUUCGAUGCAGUUACUGGAGAGUUUACUGGCAUGCCAGAGCAGUGGGCCCGGCUCCUGCAGACGUCCAACAUCACCAAACUGGAACAGAAGAAGAAUCCUCAGGCUGUUCUCGAUGUUUUAAAGUUCUACGACUCAAAAGAAACGGCCAACAGCCAGAAAUACAUGAGCUUCACAGAUAAAAACACAGAUGCAUACAGCUCCUCCACCACAACGAGCUCCAAGGCCGUGUCGGAGACGCCCGCCAUAGCGACUGUGUCCGAGGAUGAGGAUGAAGACGAGGCCGAGCCACCGCCAGUGAUCGCCCCCCGACCAGAGCACACCAAAUCAAUAUACACUCGCUCAGUGAUUGAGCCCCUCCCUCCUCCUCCGACCAAAGAUGCUGCGACCUCCCCCAUCUCUCCACCAACGGCCGCUGCCGCCACCCCUGCACCCCCUGCAGAGGGCGCUCCCAGCAGCCCUCCCAGUGCGAGCCCCGCCCCCGGGCCUUCAGUGCCCCGCCCCCAGGACAAAACCAGGAAGAAGAAGAUGUCGGACGAGGAGAUCCUGGAGAAACUACGGACGAUUGUAAGUGUGGGAGACCCCAAGAAGAAAUAUACACGCUUUGAGAAGAUCGGGCAGGGAGCGUCUGGGACUGUGUACACAGCUAUAGACAUCGCUACAGGACAAGAGGUUGCCAUUAAACAGAUGAACCUGCAGCAGCAGCCAAAGAAGGAACUGAUCAUCAAUGAGAUUCUGGUGAUGAGGGAAAAUAAAAACCCAAACAUAGUCAACUACCUGGACAGUUACCUGGUGGGUGACGAGCUGUGGGUGGUGAUGGAAUACCUGGCUGGAGGUUCAUUGACUGACGUCGUCACGGAAACCUGCAUGGAUGAAGCCCAGAUAGCUGCUGUGUGCAGAGAGUGCCUGCAGGCGUUGGAGUUCCUGCACUCGAACCAGGUCAUCCAUCGAGACAUCAAGAGCGACAACAUCCUGCUGGGCAUGGACGGCUCCGUCAAACUCACUGACUUUGGCUUCUGCGCCCAGAUCACUCCGGAGCAGAGUAAACGCAGCACCAUGGUCGGGACUCCGUACUGGAUGGCUCCGGAGGUCGUGACUCGCAAAGCCUACGGCCCCAAAGUGGACAUCUGGUCCCUGGGCAUCAUGGCCAUAGAGAUGGUGGAGGGGGAGCCGCCCUACCUGAAUGAAAAUCCACUCAGGGCGCUGUAUCUCAUAGCAACCAAUGGGACACCGGAGCUGCAGAACCCAGAGAAGCUGUCGACGACAUUCAGAGACUUCCUGAACCGAUGUCUGGAGAUGGACGUCGAGAAGAGAGGCUCAGCUAAAGAGCUGCUGCAGCAUCAGUUUCUGAAGAUGGCGAAGCCUCUCUCCAGUCUGACCCCUCUCAUUGUGGCUGCCAAGGAGGCUGCCAAGAACAACCGCUAGCGAGCUUUGCACUCAUUAUUUGUCUCUGUCUCUUUCUCUCUCUGUCUACCAUCCCUUCAUCCUCUCUCUUCUUUCUCCUUUUCUUUUUUUCUGGUAGAUAGGAGGGUGGUGAUGGCUGCCGGCUUGGUUACAAACCCUCUGAAUGCCUACAGUCUUUCUCUCCCUUCUUUUUUUCUUUUGUAACCUGCACCACCUGCUCCUGCACCCUGUGACCUCGGACCCCAAGCUUGACCUCCCUAACCCCCAAACCCCCCAACCUUGACAGGGACAAGGAAGAGUAGUUCCACCCUAUAACUUCUUUUUCAACACUCCACGGGACUCGGACAGGAAGAUAAGGGGCCAACUGAAUGACAUCAGCAGUCGAUCUGUGAUCGAGUGAUGUCAUCACUGACAUCAACGCCCCCUCAGCCAGUACAAACCACCCAAAUGAGAGGGAGAGGGUGUUUCAACAGAGCCCAAAGACUCAUGGGAGUUUUUUUUUAAUGAAUGUUUGUUUAUUUUUUCUACCUUGUCUG
Molecule: messenger RNA, 2347 nt
Organism: Chelmon rostratus (copperband butterflyfish)
Lineage: Eukaryota; Metazoa; Chordata; Actinopteri; Chaetodontiformes; Chaetodontidae
Gene: pak1
Product: p21 protein (Cdc42/Rac)-activated kinase 1
Exons: 15
Coding region: 150-1832 (560 amino acids)
Biological process (GO): regulation of MAPK cascade; protein phosphorylation; regulation of axonogenesis
Cellular component (GO): cytoplasm
Molecular function (GO): ATP binding; protein serine/threonine kinase activity
Source: RefSeq, a predicted model, not a curated record